AUGGGCAUCGCCAAUGUUCCAUCAUCCACCGGUAAAGCGACCCUAUCAAACCCCGACAUUGAACCAAAGGCUGUCAUCCCUACAAGCAGGAGCCUUGCAUCAGUGACGCCCUUUCGCCAGCUGGUCUUCCUCUAUAAGCUCUUCUUCUCCAGAAAGUUCAUUGUGCACCGCAUUGUCGGCCUGAUUUAUCUGAUACAAUGGUUCACCUCACUCUAUCUAUAUUCCUUCAAAUACAAGACCUACUACAACUCGCCCCUAAUCUGGGCUCUGCCGCUGACAGGAAUUUCGCAGAGUGUCGUCGCAAUCUGGACCUUCACCUUUCUGCCCAAGAAUAAGAAGGAUGGUGGAUAUUUUGGCGACAAGUCUAUUAUGUCGUAUCCAUUCAUUAUCGAGAACUCGUUCUUUGCGUUGCUGAAUAUGUUUCAGUUCAUGUACUUUAACGAUGCUUACUAUCCGUGGAUUGUCAAGAGUUUUGUUGUCGAGCAGUGCUUUGUCUUUUUCCCCUACUUUUUACGAUACCUAUGGCCCAAGACCAGCUUUAGAGACUCUGUUGACAAUACCAGGAAUCGCUCUGUUGCACAAGGGGACUUUUUCAAAUUGGCUAUAAUGGUGACCAAGAUCUUUUAUGUCUGGGCAAAGCACUAUAUUGGGUUCUUCCUCAACUAUGCGAGAUUCCUCAACAGGAUUGACGAAUACCAGGCUGCUUGCGUGUAUCAAGUCGCUAUAUUUGGGGCGUCUGCUAUUACAAUCUCAAUCUUUCUGCAAACUCUCAAGUUUAAAGGAUACAUUGGAGCCAAGACCUCAUUCGUCCUCUACUUUCUCUCAUACAUGGGAACGUUUUAUGGAUUCGCCCAAAUGUUCCCAAUCUUUUACGAAAACAUGGACUUGACGUUAAUUUGCGCGGUCGGCACGGCAAUCAAUUUUUUGCCUACGCCGGUACAAUGGGCAUACCAGAUCUUGCUGUUUUUCUUGCUUAAUAAUGCUAGACAGAGUGGGCUUCCCCUUCCAGAUUAUUUUGCUACUCUCGUUGCCGCAAAGACUGGUCUUGACUGGCAAGAGUGGGUCUAUAAUGGAUCCGUCCAGAUAAAAUCAGUGGUGGACGGACUUGGACUUGACUUUUGGACUACUGCUUCUGCUUAA
Molecule: messenger RNA, 1140 nt
Organism: Synchytrium microbalum
Lineage: Eukaryota; Fungi; Chytridiomycota; Chytridiomycetes; Synchytriales; Synchytriaceae
Exons: 11
Coding region: 1-1140 (379 amino acids)
Source: RefSeq, a predicted model, not a curated record